Linum tenue is the source of this 3638-nucleotide messenger RNA. The record is from the annotation of a GenBank genome assembly. Lineage: Eukaryota; Viridiplantae; Streptophyta; Magnoliopsida; Malpighiales; Linaceae.
AGCCAACAGAAGAAGCAGUCCAGAUAAGCUUAUCAUUUUCAUUCCUCCCGCACCAGAGCGCGAAAAAGAAAGACGAACAAAAAUGGCGGUGAAGAUACGAUUCGCAAGGCUCGGGUGCAAACACAGGCCGUUCUACAGGAUUGUAGUUGCUGACAGCGAAUCCCGCAGAGAUGGCAAGUUCAUUCAAGUCGUUGGGUUCUACGACCCCUUGGCAGCAAAAGAAGACACGAAGAAGAUGAGCCUCAAUUACGACAGGGCGAAGUACUGGCUAUCCGUCGGUGCACAGCCUUCAGACCCGGUUCGUCGCAUCCUUAUGCAAGCUGGUUUGAUCGAGCCACCACCGAUGGUGGUAAUGGCACGCAAGGGCGGCGAGAGUGGCAGCAAUGAUGAUCAAGCAUGAAUGAUUGACUGAGACAAAAAGUUGAACACAAGGGAUGUAGAGAAAGCCUGCUGCUUUGAUGGAGUAUUUUGAGAGUUGUUUUUAUUCAUACUGAUGCUUGCAUUUUAUUUCUCUUUCUUUAAAAGCUGAAGAAGAUACAUGGAACUUCUUUCUUCUUCUCUGCCCCUUCACUUCUCAAGUUGCAUUCCCCUUAAUUGUACCAUUCCAAUUUCAUCAGGUUUGGUUUGUGAUGGUUGUGGUUAUCCUGCUACCAAGGAUGGGUAGCCGGUUCGGUUUUUUUGGUUAACCAACCUUGUCAAACCAAGGGGGGAAAGAGUGUCAUUUGGGGAAGAUGAACAUAACCCAGAAACAAGGGAAUGUCGAUCAUUCAGAAGAAAACAGGGUUGAACAUAACCCAGAAAUAAGGGAAUGUUCAUCAUUUAGAAGAAAACAGAGUUAAAACCAAGAAGUUCUUGCUGGACUGGACCACCUCUGUUCGGCUGUGGGCCCAUCGCGCUAAGGGAAGGCCCAAUCAGGUGGUCGUAUGGACUUUGGCGAUUAGUCUUAAUCGGGCCCAUUAAGUGAACCACCUACCGAAUGGAUGGGCCGUUCAUUUCCGUGACAACGAAGCUGAAAUACUGCAAGGCUGUGACUGUUAAGCCUUCCAAGGAGGAGAAGAAGCUUCGAACGUUUAGGAGAGAUGGCAUCUUCGUCUUCGUCACUAGCGAUGAAUCCGUUGACUUCUUCCCUCUGCAAAUCCGGUGGACUUCCGCCGGUGGAUUCCAUGCUUAACCACCGCCGCCUGGUGUCCCCUGUCGCCUCUUCCCCUCACCGAACGCUGAAGCAGCGAAGCGUCAUUGCUCGGCCGCAUUUCGCGUCUCCGGUGGUCUGCAAGGCCGUCUCCGUCCAGCCUCAGGUCACCGGAAUCGAAGGACUCAACAUCGCGGAGGACGUCACUCAGCUGAUUGGGAAAACACCUAUGGUAUUCCUAAAUAAAAUUGCCAAGGACUCUGUUGCCAGCAUUGCUGCCAAGCUGGAGAUCAUGGAGCCAUGUUGUAGUGUCAAGGACAGAAUAGUUUGUUUUGACUCCAGGAUAGGAUACAGUAUGAUUGAUGAUGCCGAGAAGCGAGGACUUAUAACGCCUGGAAAGAGCGUUCUGAUUGAAGCUACAAGUGGGAACACGGGUAUUGGGCUUGCAUUUAUAGCUGCAUCAAGAGGAUAUAAACUCAUCUUAACAAUGCCAGCGUCAAUGAGUAUGGAGAGAAGGGUUCUUUUGAGGGCCUUUGGAGCAGAGCUUGUUCUCACUGAACCAGCAAAAGGUAUGAAGGGUGCAGUUCAGAAGGCCGAAGAGAUAUUGAAAAACACUCCCAACUCGUACAUUCUUCAGCAGUUUGAUAAUCCUGCAAAUCCAAAGGUCCACUACGAGACUACUGGUCCAGAAAUCUGGGAAGACACAAGGGGCAAAGUUGAUAUCCUUGUUGCAGGUAUUGGCACUGGUGGAACCAUUUCUGGCGUUGGGCGGUUCCUUAAGGAGAAAAACCCCAAAAUUCAGAUAAUUGGUGUCGAGCCUGUUGAAAGCAACAUAUUGUCGGGGGGAAAGCCUGGUCCUCACAAGAUUCAAGGAAUUGGAGCAGGUUUCGUACCAAAAAAUUUGGACAGAGAUUUGGUUGAUGAAGUUAUUGAGGUGUCAGGCAGUGAUGCUAUCGAGACUGCAAAGCAAGUAGCACUACAAGAAGGCCUAUUGGUGGGCAUAUCUUCUGGAGCUGCAGCAAAUGCCGCAAUUAAGGUUGGAAAAAGGCCAGAGAAUGCAGGAAAGCUGAUUGCAGUUGUUUUCCCGAGCUUUGGCGAAAGAUAUCUGUCGACUGAUCUGUUCUUGUCCAUCCGACAAGAAUGCGAGAAACGUGAUGCGCCUGAGCUCGACCAUUUCAACGAAUCCAGAAGAACUGAAGCAACCAUAAAGAAAUAAAAACAAACAAAAUUUGCAGCCAAACGCUGAGAAUCUGUGUUGUACUGCUACUGCUUGGAGAGUUUUCAUUUUUCACAUUUAAAAGGAUAGUAGUUGUUGUUCUUGUUGUAGCGCUCUGGUUUACUUCCACUUCUCAGUUCAGCAGCAACAGUAAUUCGUACGUGGGCUGUUGGUGCGCCCCAAUGUGGGCUCUCGUUAUUUGAAGCCCAAACUGUAAAAGCGGCCUGACACUACCGUUAAUGGCCCAAGUGGGGCAAAAAAGCCCAUAACAAAAAAUUCUCUUAACUAACUAAAUACGUUUUUUGAUAAAUUAAUUAACUGGAUAUUUAUUUUAGCUGGAAAUUAUUUUUCUUGCUCGGCAAGCCAAGCCAGGAGAUUUAGGGGGGAUAUAAGAAGGACAGGUGGACGGGAGCCCCUGAAAAGUGAAAACUGAAAACUCCGUUGGUUUUCAUUCUCCGAGUUUCUCACUCUAAAACCCUGCGGAGGAGCAUAAACCCGCGAGAAACCGCCAUAGCCAAGAGAGGAUGGAUCACCUCGCAAGAGCUCAGGAGACGUAUCGCCGGCUGCAGAGUGAGGAGAGAAUGAAGCGGAAGAUCGAUGAAGUCCCCCCAAAACUUCUAGCGCAGCUCCACCCCGUCCAAGACCACAUCAAUUUCACACUCAAGAAAGCGAUGUUCAAGUGCUCGUACGAAUGCUAUGAUAGGAAAAGGAAUCGGAAUCAGGAAGAGGUAGGGAGCUGCGUUGAGAAUUGCGCCAUGCCGGUUCGUGCUGCCCAGCAUGAGUACGAGGAGGAGAUGGCUGAUUUUGAGGAAAAGAUAAAACGGUCUCUUGAGCGCUGCCAGAACAAGUACAAGCAAGAUAAGAUCGAAGGAAAUGGAAAUGCAGACCUCAUGAUCGGCAUGGAGUCCUGCGUCGAUGAAGCAAUCAAGGACAACACAAGCUGGCUUCCAGUCAUUCUCUCCAGGCUCAAAAGAGAGUGCUCGAUGGGAGACGAGGAGAAGCAAGUGAACACGUGUUCAUGAAAACAACAGGAAAUUUCUGAAUAUGGUUUUAGGAAGCAAAAAGGAGAGAGAUGUGAGAAUCGCUCGGUGAUGAGCAACAGUCAUUUUGUAGAUCAAAAGUACUUGCGUAUUUUCUGUUUACUUCUGUUUUGACACUUUGAGCACAAUGCUAUGAAGGGAACAUAUUAAAGGCUGGCCAUUGAAGAGUUCAAUUCAUAUUCAUUUUCCAUUGUUAGUGUCGAUCUUGAGUUGGGUUGGUUUCAUUUUCAUGUAGAAGAAUUGAAAAAGCAGG